AUGCUCCUCCAUUGCCAUACUCCGCUCUCAACUCUCUGUGCUACCCCACACUCCUUCUUUCUCCAUCCUGCCCUUCGCCCGUGCGCCCUGCCUGCCCCCCGCAACCAGUCUGGGAGUGGUGCUGCUGGAGCUGCUGUGCUGUCAGGUCGCCGUUCUUUUACGCAAGAGGAGAACGUGGAACCGAUCAGAGACAGCGUUGAAAUGCUGCUUCAAACCAACAAUGCUCUCUUUGAUCCUUCCUCCUCCUCCUCCUGUGCUCGCCUCCUCCUCCUCCUGUGCUCGCCUCCUCCUCCUCCUGUGCUCGCCUCCUCCUCCUCCUGUGCUCGCCUCCUCCUCCUCCUGUGCUCGCCUCCUCCUCCUCCUGUGCUCGCCUCCUCCUCCUCCUGUGCUCGCCUCCUCCUCCUCCUGUGCUCGCCUCCUACUCCUCCUGUGCUCGCCUCCUCCUCCUCCGCCCUCCCCCCGGCGCCGCUGCUGUGCCAGCAGGUGGCCAUGGCGGACGUGCUGCGUGCGACGGCCGGAUGGGCGGCGGAGAGGCGCAUUGGCAGCGGCGGGUUUGGCGACGUGUAUCACGGCGGUUCCUUUCCACUCCAUUUGCCCCCUUUCUCCCCCAUCCUCUUUGACCUCUCCUCACAUUCUACCUUAUCACCCCCUCCCUGCCUCACUCCAUUUGGGUGGCAUCAGAUCAACGAGAUGGCAUCGAAGCACCACCCUCACCUGGUGCGGCUGCUGGGGUUCUGUGUGGACUAUGACGCGGUGGAGCAGCGCAUGGAGCAGAUCGCCAUCUACGAGUUCAUGCCCCACGGGGACCUGCACCACCGCUUGCAUGGCGAUGACACAGGUGGGCACCACCGCUUGCAUGCCCAUGACACAGGUGAUAUCCCACUCGUCCGAUCUGUCCUGCACACUGCUCCCUCUCUCCCUUCCUCCCUUUUUCCCUCUCCUGCCUUCCCUGUCCCUCUCGCCUGCGCUGCUCUCCCCAGCUUUGGAGUGGUCGUGAUGGAGCUGCUCACCUGCAAGUGUGUCGUGAUGCAAUGUGAAGAUGGAUCACACAUCAACAUCAAGGACUGGGUGGAGAAACAGGUGGAGAGAGGGGACAGUGCGUCGGUGGUCAACGGGGAUCUCAAUGCACCGCAUGCCGUGGCCUCCAAGCUGGUUGAGAUCUCUCUCUCAUGUGUUGCGAAGCUCGUGUCAAAUCGACCCACUAUGAGCCAUGUGCUAGUUGAGCUUGAGGCUCUGCGCAGGGAGCUGAUGGGUGGAAGACAGGAGAGAGUGGCGAGGCAGCUAGAUGCACAAGUUCAACGAGCUUCACUGGAUUGUAGCCAACUGGAGGCGGAGCUUGAGAUGAUCUACCGGUAUGGUGCUCACAAUAACUAG
Molecule: messenger RNA, 1374 nt
Organism: Closterium sp. Naga37s-1
Lineage: Eukaryota; Viridiplantae; Streptophyta; Zygnematophyceae; Desmidiales; Closteriaceae
Source: the annotation of a GenBank genome assembly